Molecule: messenger RNA, 1488 nt
Organism: Spodoptera littoralis (African cotton leafworm)
Lineage: Eukaryota; Metazoa; Arthropoda; Insecta; Lepidoptera; Noctuidae
Source: the annotation of a GenBank genome assembly
AUGAAGGAGUCGUAUCCUGAUGAAAUUAUGCUCUGUUUCGUCCAAGGGUUUGGUGAGAGUGCGCGUGGGUUUAAUAAGAACCGUGAGAUUGACGGCCAUGUGUCAGAGGCUGCUUUAAAGUACAGGAAGCAGAGCAAAAGAGUAUCACUUCAAGUUGAGAGUGGUGUGGUUGAGGAAGCAGUAGAUUUAGGAGCUAAGAAGUCGCAAGCGUUAGUAACAGGGAAGUCUUUGAGGCUGUCAUCUGGAGGUCGCUUUCCAGAAGUAAAAAGGAGCCUGAGUGACCGAUUCUCAGUCAUCACCGAUGCUGGAGGGAAGAGGCCAGCCAAAGGGCUCUUGACCAUUAGAAAAACUUGGUCAACCGGCAAUUUCGCGGCUGGCGCGGCGGGUGGCGGGUGUGGGGCCCCGCGCUCCGCUCCCGCCACCCCGCUGCAGCUCGAACCACACCCUCGAUCCACUAAGCAUGAUAAACAAGCCAUAAAGCCUUUGUCGGGUUCAGCGCCGUCCGUGCGCGCUCCACCUCCUAGUGCGACGGGUACCGGUGAUACAACCGAUGGCAAGCAACCGAGCAAGUCACGGCAGAAAAAAUUCCAAAGGCACUUUCCUCAAGUAGGGCCUGAAGAGAAGGUGCUCAAUUAUUAUUCGUGUGCCCUAGUCGGUGAUCUGCUAUUGCAAGGUCAUCUGUACAUCACCAAGAACUACUUCGCUUUCUACUCCAAUGUGUUCGGAUAUGUGACCAAGUUACUUAUCCCGAUAAUAUCAGUACUCCGGAUAACAAAGGAGAAGGUAGCCCGUAUAAUCCCGAAUGCAGUCGGUGUGUGCACUCGCGAUGAGAGGCACGUGUUCGGGUCCCUGCUCUCGCGGGAUUCCACCUAUAAGCUGAUGAUGCACGUAUGGAAGGCCGCCAGAGCACCCGAACAAGCUGUCCCUAAACCACAGGACCUCCGAGCAUCAGAAGUAGAAUUAGAAGUAUCAGAGUAUUCGCCUGAAGAUGACAGUAGUUCUGCGGGCGGCGACCAACCUGAUGCCGCCUCACCGCCUGUCAGACGAGAGUCUGAAGCUAUUAUAGCUGCAGCGGGCGGCGCGGCAGUAAUUCAACCAGCGCUACUGACGGGCAGCGCGGGCACGACGCGGACGGCGGGGCGAUGGUGGCGCCCUCUACUCGCCAUACUCGCCGCCUUCCUCACAUUCACAGCCGUUGUACUUGCUUACAAAUUGUAUCAAGCUUCUUACCAGUCACAGGAGGAAAUAGUAAAAUUAUCGGGCGAGGAGUUGUACUCGGAGUUGGUCCGAUGGCGAGCGCGGUUGCACGGACGGGCCGCGAACGAACUUCACUCAUUCCUAACCACCAACCUAUUGUUACUAACUAAGGUCAGACAAUCCUUAGAAGCGCUAUCGGGCGUGAUACUAACCGAUAUGGCUCAAUCAGGCACCAUGGAUCUCAACAUGGACCUAAACCUAGACGUGCCCAACGAGACCCUGUUCAGUUAG